This is a messenger RNA of Copidosoma floridanum, 967 nucleotides long. RefSeq names its product DNA ligase 3 (gene DNAlig3). Gene Ontology annotation, molecular function: zinc ion binding; DNA ligase (ATP) activity; ATP binding. The record is from RefSeq and is a predicted model, not a curated record. NCBI's taxonomy places the organism in Eukaryota, Metazoa, Arthropoda, Insecta, Hymenoptera, Encyrtidae. Gene Ontology annotation, cellular component: nucleus; DNA ligase III-XRCC1 complex. Gene Ontology annotation, biological process: DNA biosynthetic process; lagging strand elongation; double-strand break repair.
CAAACACAACUGUCGGCAUGUUUUCAAGUGUGGAGAUUCGUGUAAACAGUAAUAAAUUUAAACUUUAGUAUUACAAAUGAAAAGGCAGCAAAAUUAGUUUUGAAAACGAUUGACAGAUUGACCGUUUAUGUCAGAAAAUGUCGGACGAAGAGGUGGCGGAGGAGAAACCUUUCGAGGUCGAGCGCGCCAAAUCGGGCAGAGCAAAGUGUAAGAAAUGCAAGUGCCCGAUCGACAAAGAUCAGGUGCGAAUUGCCAAAUUAAUGGCCAAUCCCUUCGGUGAGGGCAAGAUGAAAGCCUGGCACCACGUGUCUUGUAUAUUCGAGGUAUUCACGAAGCAGCGCGCGACCACAAAGAGAAUCGAGAAUCCUCAGGAGGAUAUAGGUGGCUGGGACGCCCUGUGCGACGCAGAUAAAAAUCUCAUACUGGAAAAGCUUGCAGAUUUCGAAAAUGCUGAACCAUUUAAGGCGGCCAAAGCGAAAGCUACAGCAAAAUCUCCGAAAACUAAUCAAAGCAACAAAACAUCCAAAAAUGACUCAAGUGUAAAGGCGACGACAAGUACUGACGAACAAAAGCAGUCUGCCAAUGUUGACACAACUAAAAAGACAAAAUUUACAAGAGAUAACACGUUUUUGGAGUUCCAAUCGAUUUGUGACCAAGUCUCCAGCUGCAGCGCAUACUUGGAAAAAACUGCGAUCGUUAAGAAAAUGUUUACCAAAGGAUCCAGUGGAGGUAAGUGUGUUUAUCAUAUUUUUCUGUUUUGUUAAUCGUGACACUGUGGGAAAAAACCGAGUAUACUUUUAACUCGAUGACUUUUAAAUUUUUGUUGUCUAAUUUGUGUAGGUGUAGGUCAAAGCGAUGGUUUCUAAACAGAAGUAAAAAUUAAUCGGUGAUUUGAAUCUUCUAAUUUUAUUUAGCAACAUUUUAUUGAUAACAAUUUUCAAUAAUGUUCUAAAGUUUUUCGAAAUCA